Messenger RNA from Mesorhabditis belari, 1743 nucleotides. The record is from the annotation of a GenBank genome assembly. Lineage: Eukaryota; Metazoa; Nematoda; Chromadorea; Rhabditida; Rhabditidae.
AUGCGCAGAUUUUCCAAACAAGGAAGAAAGAAAGCUUUACUUGGGGCUAUUGCUAUUCUUUUCAUUCUCUACUGCUUGUACCCGGGCUCUCGAUCACCACAAGUUACGCAAAGCGUCUGCUUGAAGGAACGCUUGCAAAAUUAUGUUAAUCGAGAAAAAGACUACUCUGUUGGGCUAAAUGAUUUUGCCGUUAAAUUCGCGGGCAACGGCUAUGUGGCAGUUGGAGUUGAGAACGAGCUGUAUUUUCGUGAGCCGGGUUCACGAGUUUUAUCCCUGAGUUCUUCCUUUUCUCCAUUGGUGAACAUUGAAUUGCCCGAGUCAUGGUCGAAGAAAAGUGCCGAGAUUACGGAUUUCGAAAAAGGUGAAUGGAGGAGGAUACAUUGUUACGACAUUGGGAAUGACUGUGCUUGUAUCGAGGAAAGGAUCUACGCACAUGCAACAAGGCCGAGCCUUGUUGUACAGGACAUCCAAAUUGUAAAUCCAACAAAUAACGCUCUACAAGUCAAAUUCUCACGACCUAACUCGGAUAAAUGGACCAAUAAUGAGCCUACACAAUCCACGGUUACAACGGCCCAACUGAGAAACAUAACUUUAAACGGGAACAUAGUUCAACUUGGUGUAAUUUGUUCGACAGUUCCUGAUAGCCUGACCAUUCUUCAGAAAAGAGAAGAGAAAUUUUCAUUCAUUUGCUCUGCUGAACAACAAGUUACUGAAAGCCAGCAACCGGAUGCAUCAAGCAAGGUUUCUUUGGAAGCGGUUAAGGCUUUUCAAAAAGCCCGUCAGAUUUCCAGCAGUGUUUUGGAGAAAGAGCACGAGACAGCUUGGAAAGAGCUUCAAUCUACAACUUUCUACUUGUCAACUUCAAAAGCGCCUGAUGUUUUGAACGGAAUCCACAUCAAUUCGACAAGAUAUGCUUUACUUAGUCAAGUUGAGGCUAAAGGAUUGUUGUCGGAAGAGUCGUAUGAAGAUAAACAAACUGCAGAUCGUUUGCUUGGUCAGCUAGGAAAGUGCUACACCGGUCACUCAAAUUUGCUUUACCCUUCAAAAUUGUGGGAAUCGUUGAAGAGUUCAGCUGGCAUUCAACAAGUGACAGACCUUUGGCUUCUCACACUAGAAAAGAAAGGUUGCGGCGAUCUUUUGAAAAGCGGUGCACGAGGUGUCUCGAAGGCAUUCGUUUUAUCAUUAUUGGCGGCUACUUUUGAUCAGAAUCACCUUGAAGUUGGAAUUGAUCCCGCUGAUUUGCAUCGGCAGAUGAGAGCUUUCCGUUUGCCUAUGCCUGGAGCAACAAAAGCUUUGGUAGAUGUGAAUCUUCAUUUAGACGAGGAGAACGUGAAUUACAUGCUGGUUUCGUCAACUGAUCAACUUUUUGCAUGCCCAGCUGGAUGCCAAGAUGAUCCCGUCACGUUAAGCGCAAGACCGAUAAAGUUGCCUGUAAAAGUUACAAAACCACUCACGUCGAUCCUUUACGUGGCGACAAGUAGACGACACCUUCUACAGCUUCGUUCGGCGAUCCAUGUUUCAGAAGUUGUUCAUGCACCCGCGCAUGAGAACGAAGUUAUUGCACUACAUGAGCACGGCCAUCGUCUCGGUGGAUUACCAACAUCAUUUUGGAUUUUCCUCGGAGCCAUCCUCAUCGCUUUCCAUGUCUUCCUUGUAAAGUUGCUAUGGACAGAAUGGCGCAAGGGUGACACGACACCGUAUAACCCAUACCUUCGUUACAGAUAUCAGUCCCAAAGAAAUCAU